Molecule: messenger RNA, 405 nt
Organism: Phytophthora nicotianae INRA-310
Lineage: Eukaryota; Oomycota; Peronosporomycetes; Peronosporales; Peronosporaceae
Exons: 3
Coding region: 1-405 (134 amino acids)
Source: RefSeq, a predicted model, not a curated record
AUGAAGCGCCCUGACAUGGAGUCUAUCCAGCACGUUGAAGAAGAUGGCAUUCUGGCAUCCGAGAGUGGAGACGGCAAGGACGCCGCCAUAUUCAAUAUGGACCAAACAGCCAUUUACAUCGAUAUGGCCGGCAAAACGACUAUAGAUUUCACUGGAAAUCCCACUAUUGACAUGCUGCAAGAGAGUGAAAUCAACCGUUUCCGAGCAUCGGUUUUUCUUGCUGCAUCUGCCACAGGAGCCAAACUCGCUCCACUAAUAGCUUUCGCUGUGGUACCCGGAGGCCCAGUCUCUCAAGAAGUGUGGAAUCCGGUCGUUGGGUCUCCUCACGCGGAGCAUACCGUUGAAAAAUGCGUUUUGCAACCUGAGAUUAGUCCUGGGAAUGAUCCGUUGUCUGAUAGGCGGUAA